This is a messenger RNA of Cherax quadricarinatus, 1265 nucleotides long. Lineage: Eukaryota; Metazoa; Arthropoda; Malacostraca; Decapoda; Parastacidae. The record is from RefSeq and is a predicted model, not a curated record.
CAACAAUAACAGUGACAGGUAUCAGUCGCCCUUAACAACAAUAACAGUCUUAACAACAAUAACAGUCAAGGUGGUACAUUGUUACCUCUCCUCUUUAACAACCUCUGUAAUACAAGGCAAUAUUACGUCCAGUUCUACUGAUUGUCGACCACAGGCAAAAACCACGUUUCACUGUUUGAUCAAUAACCACAAGGAAUAUCACGUCCAGUCUCUCUGUUUGAACACUGGCAACAGGCAACAUCACUCCAGUCCCACUGUUGACUGCUGAAGAAAUUCGAGUACCACUGACAGCUCAUCAAUGAUGGAUGACAGCAAGCCAGAGGAGUGUAAAGUGUGUUUUAUCAAUUAUGAUGAAGAACUACAACGACCACGCACUCUGCCGUGUGGCCACACAUUCUGCUCACAAUGUAUUAAAGAUUCAGUAAAGAAUGUUCAACUCAUCUGUCCGAGCUGCCGUGCUGUGCACAGUGCUACAGCUGCUACUCAGUUCCCGAUCAAUUAUGGUAUGGAGGCUCUCAUAAAGAAAUUCAGGAAUAUGCAGGUCGCAUCAGUGGGAUCCGAAUCACCAAAAUCUGGUCAAGACCACAUAAGAGGCAUCGGCAAGAAGUUACAGUCUGUGGUACAGGAACAGAAGAGCAGUAUCAGUAACCUUAUAAGUGAGUGUGAAGAAGUACUGUCCCAGCUGGGCAAGUACCAGGGGCAGGUGAGGGACUGGAAGACCCAGCACCACCAACUGCAGGACAAACUCUAUGAUCUGGUGGAGCAGAACAAGGUAGCACUAGAACUCCUGAAACAGGAGGAUACCAGUGUGGUGAAUAUGUCAACAGAAGGAGGGGCAGGAAAGAAGCAGCUGCAGACCAUGCUGGAGUGUCUUGAUGCAGUCACCACUAUACAGGAGGUUGACACAACUUGUGAUGAAGCAGAUCAGUACAGCGUGCAGGCUGAAGAUUGGAUCAGGAAGUGCCAGGAACUCUUCCCAAAUUUCAUCAUUGCUGGCACCUCAGUGAAGUUGCAGGAAAACAUCAAGAAAGCCCUGGACAUGAUGACCAGAGAGACAGUUACCACAGAUGUCCCUGUCCUCCUGAAAUACUCUGACUUCACCAUCAUGGAGAAAGUUGAGAAAAUUACUGGUGACAUCCCUCUGAAGUUAACUGUAAGUUGAAAGUCCUUGUGAAUUUCUUUUUCAUGUAAGACAGUAUUAUUCUUGUUAGCAUGAUAACCUGUGAUUUCCAUUGUUAAAAAUUAUCUACUCUGUUAUACCCUUA